Triticum aestivum (bread wheat) is the source of this 456-nucleotide messenger RNA. RefSeq names its product putative calcium-binding protein CML19. The transcript has 2 exons. The record is from RefSeq and is a predicted model, not a curated record. Bases 1 to 456 code for a protein of 151 amino acids. Gene Ontology annotation, molecular function: calcium ion binding. Lineage: Eukaryota; Viridiplantae; Streptophyta; Magnoliopsida; Poales; Poaceae.
AUGGUGCACGCCUCGACGGCCGAGCGCUUCAGCAGCGUGUUCGCCUCAUUCGACCGUGACGCCGACGGCAGGAUCUCCGCGGCUGAGCUGCGGCUGUGCAUGAAGGCGGCGCUGGGCGAGGACGUGUCAGCGGAGGACGCCGAGGCGCUCGUGGCGUCGGCUUCGGCUGACGCGGACGGAGACCACCGGCUGCUGGACGAGCAGGAGUUCCUCUGGCUGGUGGCACCGCCAGAAACAGAGGAAGAGGAGGAGCGGCGCCGGGGGCUGAGGGAGGCGUUCGCGAUGUACGAGGUGAAGGGCGAAGGGUGCAUCACGCCGGCGAGCCUGAUGCGGACUCUCGCCAGGCUGGGGUCCGAGCAGGGCAUCGAGGAGUGCCGCGCCAUGAUCCGCAGAUUUGAUCUGAAUGGAGAUGGAGUUGUUUGCUUCGAUGAGUUCAAGGCCAUGAUGGAUGCCUAG